AUGGAUGAAAUGGCUGUUGAGAGAGCGGUGGGGCCACUGAUUGACGUGGUCAAGGAGGCGGUGCUGGCAGCAGUGAGAGAGCAGCUGACUGAACGCGAAAGGGUGGUGAAUGAGUUGCGGCACAUGUUGAUUGCUGUGGGACAGAAGGAUCAGGCGACUGCUGCUGUGGUGAAGGAGAUGGAGGGAGAGUUGGCUGCAGUGACGGGAGAGUUGGGUGAGCACAAGCAGUCGACUACAUUGCAGCUGGAGGAGGCUGAGAGGAGACGAGUGGCUGAGAUGAGGGAGAUGAGAGGGCAGGUGGAGGAGAGGGAGAGAGAGCUGGCAGCAAUGAAGGGGGAGGUGACAACAGUGAAGGUGAUGGUGACUGCAGUGAAGUUUGAGGUGGAAAAUCUGAAGUCUGAGGUGAAUACAGUGAAUGGGGAGGUGACGGCAGUGAAGGGGGAGGUGACUGCAGUGAAGGAAGAGGUGAGUGUAGUGAAGGGGGAAGUGACUGCAGUAAAGGGGAAUGUGACUGCAAUGAAGGGAGAGGUGACUGCAGUGAAGGGGGGAGUGACUUUGGUGAUGGGGGAAGUGACUGCAGUGAAGGGGGAGGUGGCUGGACUAAAGUGGGACCUGACUGCUGCAAAUGGGGAGAUAACUGCAGUGAAGGGAGAGGUGAUUCCAUUGAAGGGGGAAUUGGCAGCUGUAAAGGGGGAGGCAGCAGCAGUGAAGGGGGAGGUGAGAGCAGUGAAAGUGGAGGCCGCUGAACACAAGCAGGCAAUUAAGUUGCAGUUGGAGGAGGCUGAGAGGAGACGAGUGGCGGAGAUGAGAGGGCAGGGUGAGGAGAGGGAUAGGGAUGUGAAUGCAGGGAAAGCGGAGCUGGAUGCAGUGAAGAAGGAUGCUCUCAUGAACAUGGAUGUUGACUUAGUGAUGUGCGAGGAGUUAGUCCAACAGAAUGUGCGAGUCCUGAUGCUGGAGAGGGCGAAUGUUGCCUUGGAGAAUGAGGUGAGUGCGUUGAAGCGCUCACUGGGUGUUGUGGGAGAGAGGAGUGUAGCGACUGCCGCUGUGUUGGAGGAGAGGGGGAGAGUUUUGGCAGCAAUGAGAGGGGAGCUUAUUGGAGUGAAGGGGGAGUUGGGUGCAGUGAAGGGGAAGGUGGAUGAACACAAGGACGCGAUGACAGAGCAAUGGGAUAUGGUCGAGAAAAGAAGGGAAGCGGAAUUGAGAGAUCUGGGAGAGAAUUUGGCAAGGGGGAGGGAGGAGAGGAGGAAGGAGUUGCAGGAGUUGAAUGGGCGUGCCAUGGGGCCACUGAUUGAAGUUUUGAAAGAGGCGGUGCUGCCAGCAGUGAGAGGAGAGCUGGCCGCACACAAGGAGAAGGUGAAUGAGUUGCGGCAGAUGUUGAUUUUUGUGGAGGAGAGGAAUGAGGCGACUGCUGCUAUGGUGAAGGAGAGAGAGAGGGAGAGUUGGGGGGAGGUGGGGGAGGUGAAGGGAGAGGUGAAGGGGGGGGUGGGGGAGGUGAAGGGGGAGGUGAAGGGGGAGGUGGGGGAGGUGAAGGGGGAGGUGAAGGGGGAGGUGGGGGAGGUGAAGGGGGAGGUGAAGGGGGAGGUGGGGGAGGUGAAGGGGGAGGUGGGGGAGGUGAAGGGGGAGGUGAAGGGGGAGGUGGGGGAGGUGAAGGGGGAGGUGGGGAAGGUGAAGGGGGAGGUGGGGGAGGUGAAGGGGGAGGUGGGGGAGGUGAAGGGGGAGGUGGGGGAGGUGAAGGGGGAGGUGAGUGAGGUGAAGGGGGAGGUGGGGGAGGUGAAGGGGGAGGUGAGUGAGGUGAAGGGGGAGGUGGGGAAGGUGAAGGGGGAGGUGAGUGAGGUGAAGGGGGAGGGGGAGGUGGGUGAUGUGGAGGGGGAGGUACGAGGGGUGAAGCGGGAUCUGGCUGCACUGAAGGGGAAGAUGGUUGAGGUGAAGGGGGAGGUGGGUGAAUUACAGGGGGAGGUGGAUGAAGUACAGGGGGAGGUGGGUGAAGUACAGGGGGAGGUGGGUGAAGUACAGGGGGAGGUGGGUGAAGCACAGGGGGAGGUGGGUGAAGCACAGGGGGACGUGGGUGAAGUACAGGGGGAGGUGGGUGAAGUACAGGGGGAGGUGGGUGAAGUACAGGGGGAGGUGGGUGAAGUACAGGGGGAGGUGGGUGAAGUACAGGGGGAGGUGGGUGAGCACAAGCAGUUCUUUUCAUUGCAGUCCGAAGAGGGCGAGAGCAGUCCAAUGGCUGAGAUGAGGGAGAUGAGAAGGCAGGUGGAGGAGAGGGAGAGGGAGCUGGCAGCGGUGAAGGGGGAGUUCGCUGAGCAGAAGGAUGCUCGCAUGAAGGUGGAUGUUGACCUGCAAAUCAGGGAGAGUGAAGGCCAUCAGAAGACUGCAUGGCAGGUGUGA
Closterium sp. Naga37s-1 is the source of this 2388-nucleotide messenger RNA. The record is from the annotation of a GenBank genome assembly. NCBI's taxonomy places the organism in Eukaryota, Viridiplantae, Streptophyta, Zygnematophyceae, Desmidiales, Closteriaceae.